Messenger RNA from Cydia pomonella (codling moth), 4688 nucleotides. Its product is annotated as putative fatty acyl-CoA reductase CG5065. Gene Ontology annotation, cellular component: peroxisome. The record is from RefSeq and is a predicted model, not a curated record. NCBI's taxonomy places the organism in Eukaryota, Metazoa, Arthropoda, Insecta, Lepidoptera, Tortricidae. The coding region runs from base 146 to 1702 and encodes 518 amino acids. Gene Ontology annotation, biological process: long-chain fatty-acyl-CoA metabolic process. The transcript has 8 exons. Gene Ontology annotation, molecular function: alcohol-forming very long-chain fatty acyl-CoA reductase (NADP+) activity.
UAUUUUGAAGUUGUUUCGGAAGCGACAUUAAAUAAUAGCGGAGGCUGCGCCUGCGUCAUCGUCAGUCCGUUUUGACAGCGCGCGAGAGAAGGCUGCAUAAAGGCUCUAGUGACCGCUAUACUUUACCGCACGAAAAGAUACGAAAAUGGAGUCCAAGCCUUCAGUCAGAGAAUUCUACAAGGGCAGGAGCAUCUUGGUGACCGGCGGCUCUGGCUUCAUGGGCAAGGUGCUUAUUGAGAAGCUGCUGUUCACCAUCCCCGACAUCGGAAAUGUAUACGUAUUAAUCCGGUCGAAAAGGGGCAAAUCUAUCAAACAGCGCUGGGAGGACAUGCAACGGUCCCCGGUUUUCGAGAGAAUAAAAAAUGAGAAAAAGAGUGCCCUUAAGAAAAUUGUGCCAAUCCAAGGAGAUGUCCUCUACGAGGACUUAGGUGUCUCCAGCAAGGAUUUGGACACCAUGGCUGAGGAGGUGUCGGUGGUGUUCCAUUUCGCAGCGACCUUAAGGUUGGAGUCGCCGCUGAAGGACAGUGUCGCCAUGAACACGGCGGGAACCAUGCGUGCCCUGAAUGUUGCCAGGAAGUUUAAAAAGCUUGAUAUGUUUGUGCAUUUAUCGACUGCUUUUUGCUAUCCUGAUUACAGAGUAUUGGAAGAAAAGUUCCAUUCUCCAACCGCGGACCCCCACGACAUUAUGCGCCUGUGCGACUUCCUAGAUGAAAAACAACUGGCUCUGCUAACGCCAUCGCUGUUAAACCAUCAUCCAAACACAUACACCUACACCAAACGACUCGCCGAGAGCUUGGUAAUGGAUGCGUACCCUGAAUUACCUUGCGUUAUUGCUAGACCCACGAUUGUGUGCCCGUCACUCAAGGAUCCCAUUCCCGGCUGGGUGGACAGCCUCAACGGACCGGUGGGCGUGAUGCUGGGCGCCGGCAAGGGCGUCAUCAGAACUAUGCUGUGCGACGGCAGCUUGAACGCGCAGGUCAUCCCCGUCGAUGUUGCCAUCAACGGGCUCAUCGCUCUCGUAGUGAUUGAAGUGACGAACAAAACAAAAUCCGAACACAUACCCAUUUACAACUUGAAUGGGGGACAUCUAAAACCAACUACGUGGGGAGAAAUAUUAGAUAUAGGGAAGAAGUAUGCCCGAAAAUACCCCUUGGCUUGGCCGUUGUGGUACCCCAAUGGGGACAUUACCACCAACUACUUUCUACACGAAACAAAACGCAUCCUCUUCCAUUUGGGCCCGGCAUAUCUUAUUGAUUUUCUUCUUUUAAUUACUGGGCAGAAACGAUUCAUGAUAAGGAUACAAGAUAGAAUUUCCCAAGGGUUGGAAGUGCUGCAAUACUUCACCACGCGAGAGUGGUACUUCCCCUGCCCUAAUUAUGACGCCAUUCAUACAAAAUUGUCCGACGAAGACAAUGAGUUAUUCUUAACUUACGUAAAUGAUUUAGAUAGGGAUGACUACAUGAUUAAAGCAGUGGAAGGCGGACGCCAAUUCUGCCUGAAAGAGGACUUUACGAAAAUCAAGUACAAUAGAAUGUACCAUAACUUCUUGUUCGUGUUGGACAUGAUACUAAAGAUAGUGUUCUGGUGUUUCGUCCUGUCAUUCUUCGCCGCCUGGUUCGAGCCAGUCCGCUACGUGUUCUCGCUGGGCGAGCCGGUGGUGAAACACUUGCCUUUCCUGGGCCCAUUAGUCAAAUCGGACUAAUCGACGACUAAAGCUCGUUUACAAUAUUAAAAUGGUACGAGUCUUGUUUUGGGGCUAAAAAUUUUAUGACAUUGUCGUAGAUGAUAAGGUUCGAGAAAAACUGUUAGACACUACAAAACUAUUAAAAAAUUAAAUUUUGCCUGCACAUUACUUAAUGUAUACUCGUAGGAAAAUAUUUUUUUAAUAAGAUUCUCGCAAACGACUUGUAUGUAAUUUUAUGUACGUAAAAAGGUAAUGGAUUAUAACGACUCUAGCAUUCGAUUAUGUUUACAAGGAAAAUGUUUAUCAUCAAGGUUAGGACUUAGAACAUUGUUAAUGUAUGCCUACAUAUUUUUUUAAGUUAGGUACUACAGUCAGCUGCAGAGAUAGUUGACCCCCCAGCAUAAAACUGUGAUAAUUGUGAUAUUCGUAAAUAUGUAGAGGGUAUCAGCUUUGACUAUGUCUGCAGCUGACUGUUCUUAUGUUUACAUACCAAAAUUGUCUGAAUGAAUUCUUUGGUCUCCGUAUAAAUGUGACCAUUUGUUCAUUUUAAUGUUAGUUUCACUCGAUACCUAAGAGUAGCGCCACUUGCACCAUCCCACUAACCCGGGGUUAACCGGUUAAACUGUUAACCCAGUGUCAAAUUUUACAGCCAGCCUAGCCAAGGUGACAAUCGCUAUCGCUUCGACAACGAAACGCUUUGUGUCUCUCUAUCACUCUUCCAUGUUAGUGCUACAGUGACAGUUGCGUUUCGAUGGCUACGAAGCUCAAAUGAUUUUCACGUUGGCUACGCGGCCUGGUAACCAUAAGUCCUCCGGUUUAACCGGUUAACUCUGGGUUAGUGGAAGUGCAAGUGGCGCUAAUAACAUAGAUCAGGAGACUAAAACAAUGGGACUAAAUGUUAAUUAAAUUAGGUAAUGUUGUAUGGUUAAGGAGGCAGGACAACUAGUAGAUAGGUAUUGAAACCAUAGUCUAAGUUAUAACUGAGAUUAACAUAAUGAACAAAUGCUUUUAUACAAACAUGAGGCGACAAACAGCGAGUAUCUAGUUAUUCCUUAGAAGUGUUUUCUCUUAGAAAAAGUACUCGUCAGCAGUGCAACAGUCGGCGUCUACGAUUUAGUAAAUACAUAUGUGUUGUUUAAUGCGAUAAUCGCAGCCUUGACCACAUACGAUCACGGAAUGUGGGGAAAAUGAAAAAACGCACUUACCCUUACCGCUGCGUUUACCGCGUAAAACAAUUCAUAUGUAUAGACCCCAUUUCAUGUACCAUGGCGUGAUUCCACUUGAAACUGCACAAAGAGAACCAUAAUGUUGAUCUAUUGUUUAACAAUUGCUUUACCACCUCUGCUCUUUCAAAGCCAGCGUGUGGUCAAAUAAUAAUACAAUAGGAUCAAGACUGGACGAUUACAUGUAUGGCAAGACGCCGCAAAAAAAGUUUGCCGGGUAUCCUAAUGGCCGUCUCAAGUGGAAUUCCGCAAUGGUAAAUGAAAUGGGGAAUACCUACUUUAUUUAAAAUGGGUGUGCGGCAAGAACAUCGCGUUUGACGCUGCGUUUAUCCUAUGAAACAACCGCGAGCUUUAGAACUGAUCAUUUAGUUAUGUGGCAAUAAUUUCAUGAAAUUUUAUGCAAAUCAUGAAAAAGCCAAACCUAACCUAACCAUAUCAUGAAAUGAUUAAUUCUAAAAUGGCAUUUCAUGAAAUGAUCAUAACCUUUGUUCUGGCCAGGACAUAAUCCCACGAUGUUCACAUGGGAUUUACUCUAACCGUAGCCACGCCUUGCGCAAAAAUUGACGAUUACUUAGUUGCCAGUCGGUUUCUUGACGCCGGUCUGACACCUGCCUAAAUUAUCUUGCCUAGUCAGCUCGAUAAUUACGUCCAUCCAUAUGCAUUCAAGUGGUUUAAAAUUAGCGCAUUAUUUUCCAAGGUUAUCAGAAUUUGAAAGAUAAAACGCGUUGUAUAUGCGAGUGUGGGCUAUUUUUCUUUGUAAAUAGCAACACCGAAUUGGUACCUCGAUUUGGUGGCAUAAAAUCAUAUAUAAUUAACGGAAAAUUUCAUACUCGCACAAAUGAUAACAUGCGAAAGACUUGGGCGGCCAUUCUAUAAAGAAUGAUCCAGACUCGUCCACGCCUAAAAUCAUUUUAAUAAUGUAAUAUAAGAUAUUUAUUAUUUUAUAUAAACAAUAUAACAUACUGUUAUAUGUGCCUACUUUGCUUCCCACUGGGUAAUUGUACUUCAACAGUUUUUUUUAUUAUAUAAGUAUAUGCAGUACUUGCAUGAAAAACAUCAUUAAAAUAAAGACCUUAUGAAAAGAGAACAAGAUAAACAAUUGCAUGAUUUUCCAAUGUGAUUACAGCAAGUGCUGUUAGCACGACAGAGAAGUGACGGUCUACGCUAAAUCGGCAUAUAUAUAUCAACAUACCUAACACACAAUAAGAAUUGAAAAAAAUAUUUCAUUGUAGAAUUUUGGAGUAAAUUUUGAUGCAAAGUAGACACCUAUUACGGUAGCCUCAGUUUAAACGUAAGUGAGUAUUAACGUAAGUGGGUACCUAUUCCAUUCGCUGCACGUUAUCUAAACAGCAAAAAUAUCAGCCCCACCUGUAUAAAUAAAUAUGUAGUAUAGUCACUUUGCGAUUACACAUUAGUAAGUAUGAAUGAAGAAGGCUACAUUUUUAGGUUCUGUGUAUUUGGUGUAGGUAUUAAAGUUAGACACCUAUAAUCGGCUUAUCAUUAUAUAUUAAUUAACCAGCCAUCUUAUUAGGCCAGUCGGAACAAGUGCGCCCAUGGGACAACUCUGUCGCCGAUUACUCGCACGGCGUAAGUUUUGCCGUAACCGCAUUUUCCGCGGGGCUGUAAACCAUACAUCAUUCCGGUAACUGUAGAUUAGGCGCAAUUACCCCAUGAGCGCACGUGUCCCUAGUAACCUUGUUUAGGAUUAAAACAGCCUUUCACAAUUAUGCUAUGGCGCGGGGUUAUGAAGAUCUAUUAAUAAACAAUAUUACGAAAUUUUA